Messenger RNA from Lichtheimia ornata, 552 nucleotides. RefSeq lists its product as uncharacterized. NCBI's taxonomy places the organism in Eukaryota, Fungi, Mucoromycota, Mucoromycetes, Mucorales, Lichtheimiaceae. The coding region runs from base 1 to 552 and encodes 183 amino acids. Gene Ontology annotation, biological process: ribosomal large subunit assembly; translation. Gene Ontology annotation, cellular component: ribosome; cytosolic large ribosomal subunit. Gene Ontology annotation, molecular function: structural constituent of ribosome; rRNA binding. The transcript has 4 exons. The record is from RefSeq and is a predicted model, not a curated record.
AUGAUUCGAUCGGGAAAGGAAGGAGUUGUCGUUUCUCAAGCAGGGCAGCUGGCUGACAUUUCCUUGGGUGUGGAUAGUGGCCUUGGAUACAUCCUCUUUUACCCAAUGGCACCCAAGAAAGCUUCCACUGCUUCUCAAAAGGCUCUUGCUGCCAAGAAGGCCGCCCUUAAGGGUGUCCAUGGCAAGACCACUCGCAAGGUCCGCACCUCGACUCAUUUCCACCUUCCCAAGACUUUGCGUUUGUCUCGCAAGCCCAAAUACGCUCGCAAGAGUGUCCCUCACUUGCCCCGCAUGGACCAAUACCGUGUCAUUCGCCAGCCUGUCAACACCGAGACCGCCAUGAAGAAGCUUGAGGAAACCAACACCCUUACUUUCAUUGUCGAUGUCAAGGCUAACAAGAACCAAGUCAAGGAUGCUGUCAAGCGUCUUUAUGAUGUUGAAGCCCUUCAAGUCAACACCCUUAUUCGCCCCGAUGGUAAGAAGAAGGCUUUCGUUCGCUUGACUGCCGAUGCUGAUGCUUUGGAUGUUGCCAACAAGAUCGGUUUGAUCUAG